Messenger RNA from Drosophila sechellia, 2387 nucleotides. RefSeq names its product Poly(U)-binding-splicing factor hfp (gene hfp). Bases 115 to 2028 code for a protein of 637 amino acids. Gene Ontology annotation, cellular component: precatalytic spliceosome; catalytic step 2 spliceosome. Gene Ontology annotation, biological process: alternative mRNA splicing, via spliceosome; mRNA splice site recognition; regulation of alternative mRNA splicing, via spliceosome. Gene Ontology annotation, molecular function: RNA binding. NCBI's taxonomy places the organism in Eukaryota, Metazoa, Arthropoda, Insecta, Diptera, Drosophilidae. The transcript is spliced from 5 exons. The record is from RefSeq and is a predicted model, not a curated record.
CCACCACUAGUUCGUAUCCAUCUUGACAAAAGUUUUUGCAAGCGCAUAAAAUUAAACAGUUUAUAGCGUUUGUAGGCAACAAAUCGCCACUAGAAUAACUGGAAAAAAGCAAACAUGGGAAGCAACGACAGAGCAUCGAGAUCGCCGCGUUCGGACGAUCAGCGCGAGAUCAGCGACAUGCCGGCCACCAAAAGAACGCGCUCCGACUCGGGCAAGUCCACGGAUUCGAAAAUUCCCUACCUUUCGCAGCCCCUGUACGACCUCAAGCAGACGGGCGAUGUCAAGUUCGGUCCGGGCACCCGAUCGGCGCUCCUCGGCCUCCUGGGCGGCGCCCUGCCCAAGCUCUCCUCGGAGCAGCACGACCUGGUCAGCAAGGCCAAGAAGUACGCCAUGGAGCAGAGCAUCAAGAUGGUGCUCAUGAAGCAGACACUGGCCCACCAGCAGCAGCAACUGGCCACGCAGCGCACGCAGGUUCAGCGACAACAGGCACUGGCUCUCAUGUGCAGAGUCUACGUGGGCAGCAUUUCGUUCGAGCUCAAGGAGGACACAAUUCGUGUGGCCUUCACUCCCUUCGGCCCCAUCAAAUCAAUCAACAUGUCCUGGGAUCCCAUCACGCAAAAGCACAAGGGAUUCGCGUUCGUGGAGUAUGAGAUACCCGAGGGCGCACAGCUGGCGCUGGAACAGAUGAACGGAGCCCUGAUGGGGGGCAGGAACAUCAAGGUAGGCCGACCCAGUAACAUGCCACAGGCCCAGCAGGUGAUCGACGAGGUGCAGGAGGAGGCCAAGAGCUUCAACCGCAUCUACGUGGCCUCCAUCCAUCCCGACCUGUCCGAGGAGGACAUCAAAAGCGUCUUCGAGGCCUUCGGCCCGAUCCUCUACUGCAAGCUGGCCCAGGGCACUUCCCUUCACACGCACAAGGGCUACGGCUUCAUCGAGUACGCCAACAAACAGGCCAUGGACGAGGCAAUCGCCAGCAUGAAUCUCUUUGAUUUGGGAGGUCAGCUUCUGAGAGUGGGUCGAUCUAUUACGCCGCCGAAUGCCCUGGCCUGUCCCACAACGAACUCCACGAUGCCCACGGCUGCGGCAGUGGCUGCAGCGGCAGCAACGGCAAAGAUCCAGGCCCUGGAUGCGGUGGCCAGCAAUGCGGUUCUCGGCUUGUCGCAGAACACACCUGUCAUGGCAGCUGGAGCAGUGGUCACCAAGGUGGGGGCAAUGCCAGUGGUUUCGGCAGCCACCUCGGCGGCUGCUCUGCAUCCUGCUUUGGCUCAAGCCGCUCCUGCUCUUCUGCCACCCGGAAUAUUCCAGGCACCAACUCCCGUGGCUCCCAGUUUGCUUGGAGUUCCUGCUGGCCUGCAACCUCUACAGGCGGUGGUGCCCACUCUUCCGCCGCCCGCCCUUCUGGCCACACCCACCCUGCCCAUGACGGUCGGUGGCGUUGGCGUGGGCAUAGUGCCCACUGUGGCCACUCUUGCGGGAGCGGAGGCCAGCAAUGGAGCUGCAGCUGCUGCCGCCCUCUCUGCCGCUGCGAACAAUGCCGCUGUCACGGCAGCAAACCUCUCGGAGAACAUCAAGAAGGCGCACGAGAAGCAGCAGGAGGAGCUGCAGAAGAAGCUGAUGGAUGAGGGCGACGUGCAGACGCUGCAGCAGCAGGAGAACAUGUCCAUCAAGGGCCAGAGCGCGCGGCAGUUGGUGAUGCAGCGACUGAUGCGGCCGGUGGACUCACGUGUAAUCAUCCUGCGAAAUAUGGUCGGACCCGAGGAUGUGGACGAGACCCUGCAGGAGGAGAUCCAGGAGGAGUGCAGUAAAUUCGGCACCGUCAGCCGCGUGAUCAUCUUCAACGAGAAGCAGACGGAGAACGAGGACGACGACGAGGCGGAGAUCAUCGUGAAGAUCUUCGUGGAGUUCUCGGCAGGAGCGGAGGCCAUGCGGGGCAAGGAGGCUCUCGACGGCCGGUUCUUCGGCGGCCGGAGAGUGGUGGCCGAGCUCUACGACCAGGGCAUCUUCGAUCAGGGAGAUCUGUCCGGUUAGAAGGGGAGCUAUCUGAAUUGCAUGUGGCUCCCACAUUUGUUCUAUCAUUUUUUACGUAGCACCUAAAACGCAACGAUGCAAGUUUAUUUAUUACGCCAGUCCGAAAGCCAACGCACGGCAGCUGGAUUAUAAAAUACGAUUAUGAUGAUUAUGAUGAUUCUGCAACGCAGUGAUUUAGUCUUAAAAAAGUAUCCCUACAGCGAGGAAAGCAAAAGUCGGUUUUUUUUCGCAUUAUCGGAGCAAGAAAACCACAAAUUAGAACCCAGGCAAGCACGCCGCCGCCGACUAACAAUGUGUAAAUUUACAUUUGAUUAAUUUCAGCGCUUAACUUACAAAAUAAACUAUAGUUUCCAAUUCAA